AGCGAACUCAGUCUGGUUCUGGAUGCAGCCGAGAUUAGAUCGUUUGAUCGAUCGCAGUUUACCUUACCGGUUAUAAUCUUUCCAUACGCGAAGACGAGCUGAAAACAAAAAAAAACGAUGAAGACAUUCGGUGUGAUCAUCUUGCUGGUUUGUUGUGCCAUUGGUGGCUCCUUGGCUGCCGAAGCUGUGCUUCAAAAUGCUGAACAUCCAGAUUACCCUGGAAAGUGUUACGACGAGGGUACCCAAACAGUUGUUGCUCCCCUGGAGUCGGCGAAACUGCCCAAGAGUUGCACCAAAGUGUUUUGCUCUACAAAUCUCUCGCUGACCUACACAACUUGCGGUUCCGUGCUCGUGAACGAUCCCCAUUGCGAGAAGAUCGAGCAAGAUCUUACCAAGGAUUUUCCCGAGUGUUGCCACAAAUACAAGUGUGAACUGGAGGGUGUUGUUACUUAUCAUUAGAUCAGAUUUUAUUGUUGCUUGUCUGCAUUAUGACUCAUCGUGAUCCUAAUAAAAAUGUAUAUUGAGAAGUAAAAA
Molecule: messenger RNA, 534 nt
Organism: Culex quinquefasciatus (southern house mosquito)
Lineage: Eukaryota; Metazoa; Arthropoda; Insecta; Diptera; Culicidae
Exons: 3
Coding region: 118-459 (113 amino acids)
Source: RefSeq, a predicted model, not a curated record